Molecule: messenger RNA, 2346 nt
Organism: Aspergillus pseudonomiae
Lineage: Eukaryota; Fungi; Ascomycota; Eurotiomycetes; Eurotiales; Aspergillaceae
Product: cytochrome P450
Exons: 4
Coding region: 399-2078 (559 amino acids)
Molecular function (GO): iron ion binding; oxidoreductase activity, acting on paired donors, with incorporation or reduction of molecular oxygen; heme binding
Source: RefSeq, a predicted model, not a curated record
GCUUGGCGUUUCGAAGGAGGAACAAAAGGCUCUGCCGCUGUUGCUGAUAUUCGUGUCCUCUUACUCGUCGACUGAGGCGCCGAUCGUUGCUGGAUGCUGUCAAGGCCUCAGCUUCGCCUCCGUUGGCCCCCCCGACUAAGCAGGGAUUAGAUGUUAGGGCUGCAUUAGUGCUGACAGGCUUCAUUGUUUCACCUCCGAUUGUCGUACCACUGGCGUUGGUGAAAUGAGCAACUUCGCAACUCCCGACUUCCGUGCCUGGCAAUCGCCUGGUCAUCGUCUUGGCGCAUUUUUUUCUCUUUCUGUUUGUUCCUUCGCUCCAGCCUUUCUUCCCUUCUUUCUCUACCUUUUGCUCUCUAUCUCCUGCUCGAUCUUCCCCCCGCCACCUUGAUUGUCCGGCCAUGUUGCUUGUCAUCGCGCUGGCCCUCGUGGGCUGGACCCUGUACAGCGUCGUCUGUCUCGUCCGCAACAUCCGCCGCAUCCAGAAAAUCGGCAUUCCUUACCACGUCAUUCCUUGCAGUCCCGUCAAUCCGCUCUGGAUCCUGCUCGAGCCGGUCAUCUUCUUUAUUCUCGGGCUCCUCCCGUUUGAAUUCGGUCGCAUCACUCACUAUGGCCGCCGCACCUGGCAGUUUACCGACAAGGCCCAGUCGCAUAUGCGCAUGGGCGAUGCGUGGGCGAUCGCAACCCCCAACGAGGUGUUUGUCUACAUCUGCGAUGCGGACGCCAUUACAGACAUCAUCGCGCGUCGCGCGGAUUUUGUGCGCCCAAUUGAGCUCUUCACACUGCUAAAUGUGUUCGGUCCAAAUGUUGCCACGACCGAGGGCGCGGACUGGCAGCGCCACCGCAAGAUCGUCGCCGCUCCCUUUAACGAAAGCCUGAACAGCUUCGUCUGGCGCGAGGCCCUCACCCAGGCGCGGAGCAUGCUUGCCUCGCGAACCACGGCCGGACCCUCGGGAGGACUGGGAACCGACACACGCACUCUGGCCCUCAAUGUUCUCGCAGCGACCGGCUUCAAACGGUCAACGCGCUUCCAGAGCGCCCAAGAAGCGCAGUCGGAGGAUCCCCGCUCCUAUGCCCAGUCGCUGAAGACCGUUAUGCUCAACACGUUUGUCAUCAUGUUGGUUCCCCCCACCGUGCUCAAACUACCCAUCUUUCCCAGCUGGUGUCGUAGCGCCGGUCAGGCCGUCGAAGAUUUCAAGCAGCACAUGCUCAACAUGUUCAACACGGAGAAAGCGCUCCUCGAUCAAGGGCAGCCAGGCACCGGCACGCUGAUGUCUUCCUUCGUCCGCGAAUCCACGGUCGAUCCCAAGAGCAAUAAGACCGUCCUGACCAUCGACGAAAUCCUGGGCAACAUCUACGUGAUCAACUUCGCCGGCCAUGAUACGACGGCCGGUUCCCUGACCUACGUCCUCUUCUUGCUUGCCGCAUACCCCCAUAUUCAGGACUGGAUCGCCGAGGAGAUCCGCACCGUCUUCCCCAACCCCGACCGUGACACAUGGGAUUAUAAGGAGGCCUUCCCCCGACUCAAGCGCUGUCUAGCAGUGGUGCUCGAAACCGUCCGUCUCUACCCACCUAUCCUCGCCCUGCCCAAAUCCGUCGCACCCCCAACAACCAGCCUCCGCCUCCCUGAAAGCAACCGCACCAUCGUCCUCCCCAAGGGCACCGUGGUCCUACCCAGCCUGCUCGCCGCCCAGACACACCCGAAGUACUGGCCCGACGAGCCCACCACCUGGAACCCCCGCCGGUGGGUCGAGACCGCCACACCGAGCGGCGACGCCGCCACUACACGGGAGGAGCAGCUGGCGCGCGAAGAGAUCAUGGAACCCCGGGCGGGAGCGUACUUCCCCUGGUCGGCGGGCGUGCAGAACUGCGCCGGACGCAAGUUCGCGCAGGUCGAGAUCGUAGCGGCCAUGGCGGCGCUGUUCCGCGAGUAUCGGAUGCGGCCGGUGCUGCUGGACGGCGAGGACUUUGAGAAGGCGCAGGCGCGGAUCUUGAAGUCGACGAAUGAUAGUUAUCAGUUACUGGUUAUGCAGAUGCGCGAUCCGGAUAGUACGCAGUUUGUUUGGGAAAAGGUGGAGUGAGUACCAUACUUGGAUUUGGUGGGAUUGUAGCUGUAUGAGCUCUGUUAUGUGGUCGGGCUUGAGUUGAUUAGGAACUCGGUAUGGGUGGUGGACUUGUCCAGCGUACGAUACGUAUAAUUAGCCCCUCUAAUCUCUCCUCGGUCUUACUACUCAAUGAGAUACGAUUCUUAUUUAAAGUGUACGAAACAUAGCCUUUUCGAACUAGUGGGUCGCAUUGAUGUCCAGAUGUUGACGUAGGCGACAAAGCCGCAUUGAAUCCGCUCAGACA